Messenger RNA from Beta vulgaris subsp. vulgaris (sugar beet), 1481 nucleotides. RefSeq names its product protein MAEA homolog. Gene Ontology annotation, molecular function: ubiquitin protein ligase activity; protein binding. Gene Ontology annotation, cellular component: cytoplasm; nucleus; GID complex. Gene Ontology annotation, biological process: proteasome-mediated ubiquitin-dependent protein catabolic process. The record is from RefSeq and is a predicted model, not a curated record. The coding region runs from base 52 to 1302 and encodes 416 amino acids. The transcript has 7 exons. NCBI's taxonomy places the organism in Eukaryota, Viridiplantae, Streptophyta, Magnoliopsida, Caryophyllales, Amaranthaceae.
CCCCCCCCCCCCACCACCAAACAACCCCAACCAUCUUCUCUCUCCUCUUCAAUGGAAAUUGACCCUCUCCCCAACGGAAACUCCUCCGUCGAAGGAUCCACUGGCGCCACACCCGCCGAAGCAGUGGCGGCUAUGGCGGCGGCAGCGGCGUCGAACGUGAGCAAGUUGUCCGAUUCACUCAAGCUCGAACACCAGUUUCUACGCGUUCCUUUCGAACACUUCAAGAAAACUAUCCGUGCUAAUCAUCGCUCAGUUGAGAAAGAGGUUUCUGCCGUUAUGACCGCCGUUCAAUCUGCUUCUCCUGAUUUUGAUCGCAACGACGUCGUUUCGCAUCUCUCUUCUCUAGUUUCUCGCUUGCAAGGCCUCAAGAGAAAGAUAGAGGAAGGAAGCCGAGCAGAGAAUCUGCAAGUUCAACGAUGUCGAGCUCGAUUAGAUCAUUUGGAAUCUGCAGGUACAGAUGAUAUGUCUGAAUGGAACAACAUGCGUUUGAAGCGGAUUCUUGUAGACUAUAUGCUUCGUAUGUCAUAUUAUGAGAGUGCAGCAAAGUUGGCUGAAACUAGCAAUAUACAGGAUCUUGUGGAUAUUGAUGUAUUUUACGAAGCUAGAAGGGUGAUCGAAGCUCUUCAAAAUAAGGAGGUAACUCCUGCAUUAGCCUGGUGUGCUGAUAACAAGUCCAGGCUGAAGAAAUCGAAGAGCAAAUUUGAGUUUCAGCUAAGACUUCAAGAGUUCGUUGAAUUGGUUAGAGCUGAUAACAAUAUACGUGCAAUUGCUUAUGCUCGAAAGUAUUUAGCACCUUGGGGAGCUACUCACAUGAAAGAGUUGCAGAGAGUGAUUGCAACACUUGCUUUUAAGAGCAGUACAGAGUGUGCUACGUACAAGGUUCUUUUUGAACCCAAACAAUGGGACCACCUAGUCGACCAAUUCAAGCAGGAAUUCUAUAAGUUGUAUGGCAUGACCCUUGAACCAUUGUUAAAUAUCUAUAUGCAGGCUGGUUUAUCUGCUUUGAAAACUCCAUUCUGUUAUGAAGAUGACUGCCCAAAAGAUGACCCAUUGUCUCAAGAGAGUUUCCGUAAACUUGCAUCAUCAUUACCAUUCUCGAAGCAGCAAUACUCAAAGCUUGUUUGCUACAUAACAAAAGAAUUGAUGGAUACAGAAAAUCCACCAAUGGUCUUACCGAAUGGCUACGUCUACAGCACUAAGGCUCUCGAGGAAAUGGCGCGUAGGAACAAUGGUAAAAUAACUUGUCCAAGGACAGGUGUGGUCUGCAAUUAUUCUGAUCUGGCUAAGGCGUAUAUUUCAUAGAAUCAUACCUUGAUCAAUUAUGUAAAAAGACAAUCCUUGUAGACUCUCAAGAAGAAUAGCUGAAAUCUUUCCGUUGCUGUUUAUCCAUUGGAGGAUUGGCAGCUUACCCACAUGUACAUAACAAAAGGGCCAUUUGAACAAUUUGUUAUAUCUUUGCUAUAAUACUGUAAAUUCUUUUU